AUGAAGAUGCUUCAACCAAUUAUGCCAAGAGUGAGUUUUGUGAUAACUGAUAAGUUAUACGAGAGGAGAGACGGUCUCGGGUUCAGGGAUAGAUCUGAGAGGUUGAGAGAAAGUGGGAGAGAGGAGAGACGGUCUCCGGUUCAGGGUUCUGCGCCAAAAGAGUGUUUGUGGGUGCGAGGCACCACAUGCUUGGCCGCUUGGUUUCCAUUUUGGCGAACGGCCAGAAUCUUGUGGUCCUCCGGGGUUCCUUCGCAAGCGUUUGAAUACCAAGCCUUCUCAUGGCCCCAUUCACUUCCGGACCCCUGCAAAGAUCUUGUGGAGAACUAUUCGUGGGUAUGA
Messenger RNA from Striga asiatica, 339 nucleotides. Lineage: Eukaryota; Viridiplantae; Streptophyta; Magnoliopsida; Lamiales; Orobanchaceae. The record is from the annotation of a GenBank genome assembly.